AUUGGGAUAUAUGGCAUCGGUUCCGUCCUUCUCUCCGACUUUUUCCCAAUCCCAAAAUCUCCAAACCCUAACCCUAUCGAAUCAUUAAUUUCUCAUGAAAUUUACUCUCCUUUUUUGCUUCCCUCUCUCCCUUUUAGAUUCUCCUCUCCUCAAACCCUAGCUCCUAUUUCCCCCCCUUCUUUCGAUUGGUAUAGCCCCCGCAAAAAGCAACUUCCGCUAUUCUUUUUUUUUUCCCACCAUGGAAGGCUCUGUGGUGGAGGAUCUCGGGGCGCCGGACUCGUGGGAGGUGGCCGAUUUGGACGCUACAAUGAGCCGCUUGAUGCUCUCUUCUAACAAGGAAUCCAAGCCGGAAUUUCCCGAUGCUACUUCUUCAGCUUCUGCUUCUGGUUCUCCGGACGAGAAGGUGGUUUCGGAGGAUGCCAUUAACGAGGUUGAUCAGUUUCUCCGCGAGGCAAUUCAAAACCCCCGUGAGCGCCUUUCCAUCCUGAGGAUGGAACAAGAUGUUGAAAAAUUUAUCCGUGAUCCUAAUCAGCAGCAAUUUGAGUUCCAGCAGCUGCCUACAUCAUAUUUAAGGUUGGCUGCGCAUCGUAUCGCACAGCAUUAUUCAUUGCAGUCGAUGGUUUUAUUAGACAAUAAUUUACCGGAUGGUUCUGGUUCUAGAAUCAUUGUCUGCAAGACUUCUGAAUGUAGGCUUCCUCGUAUACGACUGGCUGACAUCCCUGUAAAUUUACCAUCAGAAGACCCUGGUGUUGUUAAGGUGGCAAUUAAACAGAGGCCACAGAAAAGGUCUCAGCUUGUAAGCAAUUCAAAUUCAAAUUCUAUGAAGUCAAACAGCUCCAAAAGUGUGGAAGAAAGAAAAGAGGAGUAUAACCGAGCUCGAGCAAGAAUAUUUAACUCUAGUAGUUCUAGCAGUGGUUCUGGUGGAAAACCACCAAGUGAACCAAGGUUGCAGGAUGUUAACUACUAUGGUUCCUCAAGGAUGCCAAAUAUGGAAGAGAAAUCUGUUUCAGUGGUUGCUGAUGUAAAUUCUGGUAGUGGUUUGAUUGAAUACUCUUCAAGUAGUAGUAGGUCGGCUAGAAGUAGGACAGAGAAGGAGCCAAUUGGUAGGAGCAAACCACAUAAUAGGGUGGCCAUCUUUCGGGAUCGCGAGACUGACCGCAAGGACCCUGAUUAUGACAGGAACUAUGAUAGGUACAUGCAAAGAUUUGAUCCUGGUUUUGGGUUCAAUAGUGGUCCAUACACAAUGCAACCUAUGUACACCCCUGCAAUUAACUACAACACCGAAUUUCCACAACUUGGAUCCACUCAUCGGCCUCAAAUAGCUACUGAACACCAACCUCGGCCUCUCCCACAACAUAUACCUGGGCCCUGGGUGGCUCCACCAACUGCUACAGGAAUCAGUUAUGGUCAUCCUGAAACAAUGAUGCCUCCUUUUAAUCCAAAUCAUGUUGGAGCACGCUCCACAUCUGCCAUAUAUCUGCAUUCUUCUCAGUAUCCUCUUCAGCGUCCUGGAAUGCCUUUUAUCCACCCUCAUGAGCAUGUUCACCAGCCUUUUUCGCAGCCUCAUCAACAUCAGCCUGAUGCUAGUUUUGGAUUAGCCCGGCCCCAGUGAGGGGCUUGGGCCAUGCCUGCACCCUGCCAGUGAAACAAUGAUUUGAAAUGUGAUGAAGCAAUGCAGUCUCGAGUUAUGUAAACUGGCAGGAGUGCAGGCAUAGAGGACCGGGGUGAACUGGACCAUAAUAAUGAAGGAUACAUGGAUCGAUCCACUCCCCCGCAGUCGGUUUAUGUUGGAGCUUCUAUAACUCUGGUGAAGGUUGGAGUGUUGGAGAAGCUCAUUUGGUUUGGGCAUAUUCACUGCCGUUGAUGAUGAUGAUGAAAAAUACAGGAGCUAAGAAUGUAAUCAGUCAUCAAUGAUGAAGCUAUACGAGGAGCCAAAGAGAAAUGGGAAGAUCUUGUUUCGGAGUCGACAAAUUGCUUGUGUCCUAUUGCCUAUGGGUAAAAGCGUUUUGCCGUGAAAUAAUAUGCCUUUACUGGAAUAAUAAAGUGGACCACAUUAUGUACCAUAUUACUAUUUGACCCAGGUGUAUUUUGAACCUUUUGAUUACCAUCUCAGCUAGUCUAUUGAUUUACUUGCAUACACACUUUUGUUUUCUGGAUAUUUAGCUGCACAAGCAAUGAUUGGCUUCUUGUGUAUGACAGAAUGCUAUAUGUUGCUCUGUUUGAGAGCACAAUUUGGCAGCAGCUUGUGAAAUGGCUUUCUGGCUUUUGACUUAAUACCAUCAACUGUGCCCAUUAAAUA
Gossypium raimondii (Peruvian cotton) is the source of this 2299-nucleotide messenger RNA. RefSeq lists its product as uncharacterized. The transcript is spliced from 5 exons. The record is from RefSeq and is a predicted model, not a curated record. NCBI's taxonomy places the organism in Eukaryota, Viridiplantae, Streptophyta, Magnoliopsida, Malvales, Malvaceae. Gene Ontology annotation, molecular function: nucleic acid binding. Bases 239 to 1612 code for a protein of 457 amino acids.